This is a messenger RNA of Drosophila hydei, 4015 nucleotides long. RefSeq names its product nephrin. Gene Ontology annotation, cellular component: cell-cell junction. The record is from RefSeq and is a predicted model, not a curated record. Lineage: Eukaryota; Metazoa; Arthropoda; Insecta; Diptera; Drosophilidae. The transcript has 12 exons. Gene Ontology annotation, molecular function: cell adhesion molecule binding. The coding region runs from base 226 to 3942 and encodes 1238 amino acids. Gene Ontology annotation, biological process: cell-cell adhesion.
UAAACAACAGUUGAAUUUAACUACCUGUGUGAGUGUGUGUGUGAGUGUAUAUGUGUCUCUGUGUAAAAUGCAUGGUUCAAAUGCAUGGCCAAGCCUAACAGAGGCAGCGGCAGCGGCUUGCAAUUAAACACAAACAAGAUACAAAAGUAUUUGCAACUGUAAACAGCCAACCACAAAGCCAAUCAAAUUGUUAACAAAUACGAAUAUAUAUACAUACAUAUAUCUAUGUGCAACACAUCGAAAAGCUACAAGAUGCAGUUUUGGAUAACUUUGACAUUUGCAUUGCUCGCGGCUGGCGUAAGCUGCACAGCUCAGGCUGAUACUCCACAGCCAGGCGCGCCUGCUGUGCAAAAGUUCCGCGUUACCCCCCACGAUCUGCAAAUACUGGAGGGCACAGAUACGCUGAUGCGCUGCGAGGUGUCCUCGCGCGCCGGCAAGGUUCAAUGGACAAAGGACGGCUUCGCUUUGGGCUUCUCAGCAGUCAUACCCGGUUUUCCACGCUACUCGGUACUGGUGGACACGGCUCAUGGCACAUACAACUUGCAAAUUAAGAACGCUACGCUCGAGGACGACGCUGAGUACCAGUGCCAGGUGGGCCCGGCAGCUGGCAAUCCAGCCAUACGCGCCAAUGCCAAGCUCAGCAUCGUGGCAGCACCCAGUAGCAUUUCCAUCGAUGGCUAUGCGCGCAAUGCCAAAGUCGAGGUCAUCGAACGUCAAAACCUAACGCUGCAGUGCAUCACCGAGAAUGCUAAUCCAGCUGCAGAGAUAGUCUGGUAUCAAGGCGAGACGCCGUUGACAUUAGAGCCCAUUGUCUCAGUGAAUCAAACGUCGGCCAAGCGCUUCCGCACCAGCUCCACAUUGCAUCUGCAGCCACGCUCUGAGGACGACUAUAAAGAAUACUCCUGCGAAGCGCGCCAUAAGGCUUUGCCCCCUGAUGUACCCAUGCGUGCUCAGGUCCAGCUGUCUGUGCUAUAUCCACCCGGACCACCAUUCUUUGAGGGCUAUAGCCAAGGUGAGACUUUGCGUCGUGGUCAGGAGCUACAAAUAGCUUGUCGCAGCCGUGGCGGCAAUCCCCCCGCCCAGUUGGUUUGGUAUCGCAACGGCGAGGUCAUCAAUUCGCCUCAACGCACCUCAGGUCGCCUCUCGGAGAACGUAUACAAAUUUACGGCCAAUGCAUCGGACAAUGGCGCCAAUUUGGUCUGCGAAGCCAAGAAUCUAUUGUCGAAUACACCGCUGCGGGCCGAACUGAAUCUGACUGUUCUAUACGCGCCGAAGGAUGUUUUCCUGAGCGGGGCAACCCAAGCCAAAGUUGGGGAUGCUGUGCAGCUGAAUUGCGUGACAGCCCCCUCGAAUCCGCCGGCACGCAUCAACUGGUCCAUGAAUGGCCGCCCCUUGGUAAACGGCACCUUCAAGACGACGAGCAGCGCUGAUGGGGGCUGGGUGAGCAGCUCAAACAUUACCUUAAAUAUCGAUUCUCAGAGCCGCACGUUCAUCACCGUUUGUCAUGCGCUCAAUGCGGAGCUCUCCCAGAAUGUUGUUGGUUCCCACACUGUGAAUGUUUUGUAUCCGCCCUCGGCGCCACUGCUGACCGGCUACAACGACGGCGAUAUUCUCGUCUCCGGCUCGAUCCUAAAGCUGCAAUGUAGUUCCGCUGGUGGCAAUCCGCCGCCUACUCUGCAGUGGUAUAAGAACGAUAAGCGCCUAAAUGCCGCAUCGAAGGUAACCGACAGCAAAAUCAGCUCGGAGCUGUCGUUGCUAGUCAAUGCCUCCGACAACAAUGCCAUCUAUAAGUGUGAAGUGCAAAAUGCUGCCAUCGAAAUACCAUUAUUCGCCACAAAGACUCUUGGGGUGCAUUUUCCACCGGAGACCGUCAAGAUUAGUGUUGCGCCCAAGAAUCUAGUGCCUGGCAUUAGGGCCAAACUCAUUUGUGAUUCCAGCUCUAGUAAUCCGCCUGCCAAAAUCAGCUGGUGGAAGGACGGCAUUCCUGUAGAGGGACUUAACUUGGCUAACAGGCCUGGCCUCUGGGGCGGCUCGGUGUCCACCUUAGAGAUGCAUGUGAACAUUACCCAGGAUCUCGACGGCUCCAUCUACACGUGCCAGAGUCACAACGAAGUGCUGCAGCGCAGCGUUCACGAGACCAUCAGCCUGGACAUACUUUUUCCUCCAAAGUUCGAUGUCGCCCAGAUAACCAGCUUUGUGGGUGUUGAGGGCGCACCACUGCAAGUCGAACUGCAUGCUAGCGGUAAUCCCAUGUCUAUUAGCUAUACCUGGACCAAGGAUGGUCUGCCCAUUAGCAGCAACCCGUUGAGCGGCCAGCGAUUGGUAUCAGACGGACCCCGACUCAAUAUAAGUCGCCUAAGCCGCAACGACGCCGGCCUCUAUGUGUGCGAGGCACUCAACACACAAGGCACAGCCAUGCUGGAGAUUCAAGUGAUUGUGGAAUAUGCACCCAUUAUUACCUCCGUCACCGAGGGUCAAAAUUUUGCUUCUGGUGAACAGGCUGUGCUGGCCUGUCAGGUCCAAGCCCGCCCGCUGGAGGCAGCCCAUGUGCGCUGGUCACGGCCUGGCUACGAUUUCGCCACUCGCACCACUUCCUCCUUUGAGAACAACACGGCGCUGCUGCACAUCGAUAAUGUUCAGCGUGGAGAUAUUGGCAAUUUCACGUGCACUGUGGACAAUCAACGCGGACCUCCCGCUGCCCAGAAUGUGGUCCUUGUUGUGCAGACCUCCCCGGAGAUUGAUCACUCGCCGGCGUACACGCGCUUUGCGGCUCGCCUGGGUGUGCGGGCUCAGCUCAUUUGCCGUGCCUUGGCGUCACCACAGCCCAGUUUUAUUUGGCGUCGCCAUGGCAAGGACUUGAAGAUGCAACGGCGCAACAAGUUCACGAGCGUCGAGCGUCAGGUGGAUCCACUUCACUUCGAAUCGGCCUUGCUUGUGGAGAGUACCUCGGCCGAUGACUAUGGACAGUACGAGUGCGUGGUCCGCAAUUCCAUGGGCCAAGCCAGUACCACUCUGGAGUUCAGUAAGCCCACGCGUCCGGACACGCCCCUGCAGUUGCGAGUGGGCAAUGUCAGUGACACGAGCGCAGAGCUGAUGUGGACACCUGGCUUUGACGGCGGCAUGCAGGUCUACUAUCGUGUGCGCUACAAGCAGCACGGCGAGGACAAAUACAAGUAUGUAGACGCUAAGGUAGGCCAACAGAAUAUCACGCUGGAGAGCCUGAAGCCCGGCGGCACAUACUUCUUCUCCGUGAUGGCGCACAAUGAGGCAGGCGGCAGCAAAUUUAUGCCUGACAUCAAGCUAACCCUGAGUAAGGGCUCGCAGCCCCAUUCUGCGGAAUAUACCGAAAAGGAUGAGCUGCCCAAUGUGAUGAUCAUUGGCAUCACCUCGGCGGCCAUGGUGCUGCUGGUACUGAAUGCAGCGCUUGUGGCCUGGUUCGUUAUACGCCGUCAGAAUAAGUCGCAGGGCGAGACGGAGCCCAGCAACGAUGACGCCUACUCCAAGGAUGAUAAUCAGUCAGUCUAUAAGCUGCCCAUCACUGCAUUGCAGGCGGAUGUGCAGAAAAAGGCGGCCGCGUCGACAUAUCUUGUGGAGAACGUAGACAUCAUACAGUCCACGGCCUAUCCGCCCAAAUAUCAGGAGAGCUCCAUGUGCACGCCCCCCUACCCGCUGUGCAAUCCAGACUUCACGCGCACCCUGCCCAAUCCCAAGCGGCACAGUCAACGCAACAGCGCCACUGGCCUAAUUGAAGGCAUGCCCAUGCGCGCCAAGGAUGACCAUAUGUUGAUCUCCAAUGGCCUGUACAUACCAUCACCUUCGCCCGCCUCCUCGCUGGUCAUCAAAGGCAGCUACAUAUCAUCGCCAUCGCCAGCGCCGCCAGCCGAUGGCUCCUACUUUAACAUGAGCGACAAGUACAUGUCCUAUCCGCCAGUGACCUACUAAGCCGAAUGACGAAAGACAACAAACACCAGCCAAGCCCAGCUGGACUGAUUGACAUCACACAUCACAACAAAAC